CUUCGGGAGGUAAAAUUAUUAAAGCCAGGUUAUUUGUACGCUUCCAAUUGUGGGCACUUUAUUUAUUUAUUUUAAAAAGAGGACUCGAUUACACUUGUUUUAUUCAUAACUUUAUUUGAAUACCAUUUUUAUUCCAUUUUUAUAAGGAUUUCAAAAACAAUUUUAAGUAUUUAACAAGAUUUCACAACGUGCUUUACUGUAUUGGAAUGGUCCAUUCUGAGGAUGUAAACACGACAUACAUGGACAAUGCAGCUAGACCUGGAUUUCAUUUCAAUGAGAUCAAUAAACAGCAUGUCAUGUGUGACAUCCGAAUGAAUCAGUAGAUGUGUUCCUGGCCCUUCUAGCACUAUGCCAUUGUCACCACGGAAACGACCCUCAGUUCGAGAUGAGGCUGGUCAGACAUCUGCAGUUGGGUCACCUGCAUCAUUGAUUGCCAAACACCACUCCAUUAAAGUUUUGAAAGGACUGCAAGAAUUCCACAAGAAUGAGGUUUUCUGUGACUAUGUAUUGGUUGCUGAGAGCAGGGAGUUCAAAGUUCACCGGGUUGUCAUGGCAUCAUGCAGUGAUUACUUCAGGGUCAUGCUUACUGGUGAAAUGAGGGAGAGUCGCGAGGGGCGCGUUGACCUAAAAGGGGUUUCAGCCAAUGGUCUGCAAGUAGUAAUCGAGUUUGCAUAUACAGGUUUAAUGGAACUGACAGUGGAGAAUGUGGAGGAGGUGUUGUCAGCGGCGACCCAUCUCCAGGUUACCGACGCUGUGGAACUGUGCAGCAAGUACAUUGAGAGCUCCAUCGUCGUGGACAACUGUGUCGAUGUUCUGAACCUUGCAGAGCUCUACUCCCUGAGCGCCACCUACAGGAAGGCUCAACACUUCAUGCUGAAGCACUUUGAAGUGAUGGCCAAAAUGGGCCAGUAUAUGAAACUGAACCAUAACCAGCUGUCACAGCUUCUGGAGGAUAAUAGUCUGCGAAUUUCAUCCGAGUAUCAGUUGUUUGAGCUGGUUCUCUGCUGGAUGCAGGGUAAAAAGGAGCGGGAGCAGUAUGUUUCGGAACUUAUGCGGAAUGUUCGUUUGCCGUUGUUGUCAGGCGAGGAACUGGUGGAGAAAGUCAGUAUAGUACCCCUGAUGAGAGACAACAAAGAGUGUCAUGAACUGCUCACUGAGGCUAAGGACUACCAUAUUGUGGUUAGUAAGCAGCCUUUGCUGCAGUCUAAGAGGACACAGGUUCGAGCCAGUGAGAAGUAUUUGGUUAUGUGUCACAGAGAAAAUCUGGAGUAUUAUAACCUUGAAAACAUGCAUCAUGGGUUUUUGCGUGAUGCUACAAUUCAGCUGCACCACCCAGCCGUAGUGGUGGUGGAUAACUUCAUGUAUGCUUGCGGAGGAAAGUACGACUUCAACGAAAAUAAUGAGAUUGCAACUGCACGCUGUUUUAGAUACGAUCCUAGAUUUGACAGCUGGUAUGAGUUGACAUCCAUGAAUGAGGCUAGAAAGGACUUUGUGCUCCUGGCCACUGAGGGAAAAUUGUACGCAAUAGCAGGGCAGGAUGAGAACCUAGUCAUGUGUACUACAGAGAUGUUUGAUAUUGCUACUAAUGAAUGGGAAGUGAAAGCUUCUAUGAAUCACUCGCUCUAUGGCCACGCUGGUUCAGUAUAUGACGGAAAACUCUAUGUAUCUGGUGGACAGAAAUUCGACGGUUGUUGUAAUGACCUUGAAAUGUAUGACCCAGUCGAUGAUAUGUGGGUGAAACGGUCACCCAUGAUGUCUGCUCGUUUGAAUCAUAAUAUGAUUACAGUGAAAGACCGGAUUUAUUGCCUGUGCGGCAAUAUUGAAGAUAACAUGGGAUUCCCAGUUCCGGUAAUUACAAUUGAGUAUUAUACACCUAGCAAUGAUCAGUGGACAGUCUGUCAGAAAACCUUGAACAUCAGAGAGGCAGGUGCAUGUUUAAUGGACGAUAAAAUCUACAUCGUUGGAGGUUUGAAUGGUGAGCAUUACUUCUCGGACCUAGUCCAGUGCUACACCCCCCUGACAGAGAAUCUGAGAAUCGUGGAGAAGUUUCCGACAAGACUGCAUGGCAGGGCAUGCUGUGUGCUCACCCUACCACAGUAUCUGUGAGUGGUGGAAGUGAGAAUUAUGAAGAGUUUGGGGAUUAGCCCAUGACAGGUCGACGUAAUGAGUUCAAGUUUGUCUAGUGAAACCACAUCAUUCCUUUUUCAGUUAUUAUAUAUUUUGUUGUUUGCAGGACAGCUUCUGUAGCCUAAUUAUGAUCGUUUUAGGUCAAUACUGCUAGUUAAAUUAUUUUUAUGUCCCCCACUAUAGUAGUGGGGGACAUAUUUUAUAUAUAAAUACUACAUUUAAUGAUGCAAUAUUUUUAAUGUCUGUUUGAUUGUUGAUUAUUUAUUAAAUUAUUUAAAAAAAUUGAUUUCUUUAUUCAAACUUUCGGUGUUGGUGGCAUUUUUCGUUUGUUACGCAUAAAAAUAAUGCCAAUUAUCAAAAAUGUUUUCCACCACUAAGGUAAUUGUUUGUUCCUUAAUUACUGUGUUCCUUGUAUUGACACGUUACUGAUUCUCGUUGUUGGAGUGGCAUGUUGUUUUAAGUUGGUGUCGGCGUUAGAUUGUAGUAUGUGUUGCACUUUUUAUUCUUUGAGAAAAAGCAUUACUUUAAGAAGGGUUCAGGUUAACCUUUACAAAAGGUCGUACCCGUUCAGUUAUUGUUUCAGUAUAGGUUAACCUGUUGCAAACCUUGCAUAAUGUUUACACUUUUUAUGCCCCCGAAGGAGGGCAUAUAGUGAUCGCACUGUCUGUCUGUCCAUCACACUUUGCGUUUAUGUUUCGAAAAAUGCUCAUAACUUCUAUGCCGCUUCAUAUGUAACCUUCAUAUUUGGUAUGCAUGUGUAUAUGGACAAGGCCUUUCCAUACGCACACAAAUUUUUACCCCUUUGACCUUGAACUUAGGGUCCGCGUUAUUGUUUCGAAAUCUGUGUUUAGGUUUCGAAAAAUGUUCAUAAUUUCUUUCAAAGCGUUUAUCGGGGGCAUAUGUCAUCCUAUGGAGACAGCUCUUGUUGUUUUGUAUAACAGGCAAAUACAUACUGUCUGAUAUUCUCAUUCAUGUAUGAUUCUCCUUGUAAAACAUGAUGAUAUCAUAAUCAAUUAAUUGAAUCUUGUUCAGGAUUUUAUGUAUUUACAAAAUCUUGCUAGUGUCAAAAACAAAGUGCUUUUUUCUCAUUACAACUGGAGUAUUGCAUCAUUAUAAACAAAUCAUUUAUAUCAACCCAUGUGAAAGACAAAAAAACUUACAGGACAUCAGGUCCGAUAACUUAUAAAAUUUACAGGACCUCACCAGAUUUUACCGUACCUUGCUCUUCUUUAACCAAAUACAUGUAAUAGGCCAUGCCUUUUAAAGUUGAUUCUUAUCAUUAUGACGUUUGAAAAUUCUUAAUACAAUGAGCUGAAAGUAAAAUAAGGAAUAAACCAGUUCGUAUAUUUUGCAUAUAGACUGUUUCAUUUUUGAUCAAAGCAAAUGUUACAUGUUUUUUUAUCGGAAACAAGGACCGACAGUCUUGGUAAUAAUACCCUACCUCAGCAGAUUUAAUUGGACAUGUCCAAGGUUUGAUGUCUUUUGCAUGGCUAUUUUAUGCAUGGAUAACACAUCUUUUGUCUUAUAUAAACCAUGGCAUUUUUUAAGCUCACCUGAGAAAAAUGUGCUCUUGAUGAGCUGUUGUGAUCACCUUUUGUCUGUCACUUGUUGUCAACAUUUACCUUGUACACAAUCUAGAGAGCACAUUUAUUGCCCAAUCUUCAUUAAACAUGUUCAGAACAUUUUUCCUAAUGAUAGGUUGGCCGAGUUCAGAUGUAGUUGACUUGGUGUCAGAAACAAGGUCAAAUUGAAGAAAAAGCUUGAACCCUCUAGAAGUCAAAUGUUUUGUCCAAUCUGCAUGUAGCUUUCACAGAAUCUUUGUUCUUAUAAUAUCUGGUAAGAGUUUGAAAAUGGUUCCCAGCCCUUGAAAAACAUGGCUGCCAGGGGAAGGGGUUAUCCUUAUUAUGCUGUAGUGAAACCAUGUGAACACUCGAGAAGUCACUUUUUCUGUGAAAUCUUCAUGGCGCUUGCUCUGAACAUUUGGUCUAAUGAUAUCUAUGCAGUUUAAAAAUCAUUCCAGACUGUUGUUAAUUAUGGCCGCCAGGGAGAGUUUUUAACCAGGUUUUCCGAAGGAAAAAACUGGUUAUUAGAUUGGCGAAUGCGGGCGGGCUGGCUGGCGGGCGGGCGGAACAAGCUUGUCCGGGCCAUAACUAUGUCGUUCAUUGUCAGAUUUUAAAAUCAUUUGGCACAUUUGUUCACCAUCAUUGGAUGGUGUGUCGCGCGAAAUAAUUACGUCGAUAUCUCCAAGGUCACACUUUGAGUUCAAAGGUCAAAAAUGGCCAUAAAUGAGCUUGUCCUGGCCAUAACUAUGUCAUUCAUUGUGAGAUUUUAAAAUCAUUUGGCACAUUUGUUCACCAUCAUGGGACGGUGUGUCGCACGAAAGAAUCACGUCAAUAUCUCCAAUGUCAAGGUCGCCACGACUAAAAAUAUAUUUUUUUUAAAAACAAACUUACAAAGGGGGUUAAUUUUGUUUGUUCGUUUCAAAAGUUCAGUUUGAGUUUUCUCCCUUUAUCAGAUUUUUUUUUCACAAUGAAAACCUGGUUUUUUGACAAUUUUGUCCCUUGUCCUUAUAUGGCUUUAGUGAAAGCUUGUGAACACAUUUUAGUCCAAUCUUCAUGAAACUUGUUAAGAACAUUAAAUUUUGUUCUUAUUAUUUCUGGACCAAAAUUGAAAUGGUUCCAGUUCAAAAAAACAAACUGGUAACCGUAAGGCAGUUUUUCUUAUAAUGGCUAAAGUGAAAGCUUGUGAACACGUGUUUUUGACUUACCAGCUGAGCAUAGAGCAUUAUCUAAACAUUUGUUUUUAUGAUUUCAUAUUUGUUUUCAAAAGUGGUUUUGGGUAAAAAGCAAAGCCACAUUUAUUAUACAAACUUCACAACAGAUGUUAGAACAGUUCAGUUCCUUUUGUUCUCAGGUGAGCUUCUUGUUAAAAUAACUUAUUAGUGUAGAAACCAUAAAUCAUUUGUCUGUUUGUAUGUUUUGACUCCUUGAAAUUUCAAGCAGGUAUUUUGUGACUUCUAUUUCUAGUGAACUUUUGCAGUUCUUGUUUCAUCAGAAUAAGUUUGUGUUGAAGUUUAAUUGUUUAAAGUUUUGUUUGAUUUGAUGUAGCUGUAAUUUUGCAAAAUUAGUGCUUGCGUUAGUUUUUAUCCCCCGCCAUAGGCGGAGGGAUGUUGUUUUGGCGUUGUCCGUCCUUUCGUCCGUGCGUCUUUACGUCAGUCCGGCACUUUUGUGUCUGGAGCCAUAUCUUGGAAGUGCUUUGGCGGAUUUCAAUGAAACUUAUUAUGAGUAUAUAUAUGGAUAAGAGGAUUAUGCGCGCCUAAUGGCAUUGUACACCAUCUGUUAAUAACACAGUUAUGGCCCUUUGUAUUUUGCAAAAAUGCUUUUUUGUGUCCGGAGCCAUAUCUUGGAAGUGCUUUGGCGGAUUUCAUUGAAACUUGGUAUGAGUAUAAAUAUAUGGAUAAGAGGAUGAUGCACGCCUAAUGGCAUUGUACACCAUUGGAUAAUAAAGGAGUUAUGACCCUUUGUAUCUUGAAAAAAUGCAUUUUUUUAAGUCAAAUAUAACACUUUUGUGUCCAAAAGCAUAUUGGCCGGGGAUAUCAAUUCAACGAAUUUGCUUGUUUAUUUUAUUCUUAUUCCUUUCCUCUUCCUCAUUUUUUGUGUUAAGUUCAAAAAGCAGUUGCAAUUUUUUAGCCCACCUGAGAAAAAUUUUCUCUUGGUUAACUUUUGUUAUACAGUGGCCCUUUUGUCUGUGGUUUGUGUUGUCAAGAUUCGCUAUGUGAACACAUGAAUCAUGGCCAGAACAUUUGUCUCAUUAAUAUCUUAACGUGUUUAAAACUGGGUUAUGUGGAGUCGGGUCAAUAAUGCAAAUUAAGUAACAAGCUUGUGAACAUUCUGGAGGCCAUAUUUUUGGCCAAAUCUUUAUGAAACUUGGAUGGAAAACUUGUCCGAAUUAUGUCUUGGCAAAAAUCGUAACAGGGUCAAAUGUUUUCUAUAACUUCUAAAAGCGAAUAAUCUCUUGUUAACACUUUGAUGGCCACAUUAUUGUACAAUAACUUUUAUGAAAUUUGGUUGCAACAGUACACUCAAUGAUAUUUCUUGGAACAUUUUGUUUUUAAGAUUUUUCUGUCGAAUGAAUAAUGAUUCCUUUCCAUUAAAAACAUGGCCACCACUUGGCAGUACAGAUAUCCUUAUAUAUCUACAGAAAAACCUUUUGAGCUACUCGUCAUAAAAAGUCUAAUGUGAAACCUGAUGAAUACUACCUACUUAGAACAGUUCAGUUACUUGAGGACUCAGGUGAACGCCUUAGUGCCCAUGGCCCUUUUGUAAUUUUUUACCUUUUUUCAAUAAUGGUUUUAAGGAAGUUAAAUGUAUUUUUCUAUACUGAUGUGCAUUGGGUCUUGGAUUACAAAAGUACCCGUGCAUGUCUUUGAGUUAUGCUGCUUUCUGUACAGUAAUAUUUGUAGAGAACCUGUAUAAUUAAUGAAUGUUUAACUUCAAUUUAAAUGUGAGCUACUGUUAAUUACCUGAAGAUUGCACACUAGUAGCAUCUGCUUUGGCAUUUUGUUUCAUUCACAAAAACAUGGUUUAAUAGUUUGUGAUUUGUGUUAUUUAUACAAUAAUUUUGUUUUGAACAAAAUAUCAUUGUUUGCUGUACAAGAUGAGUUUGUAUUUAUAAAUUCCUGGUGUCUAAUUUUGCCCAAUUUUUUACAGAAUUUCAUUUUUAUACAUGGAAUUUUAUUUUUAUUUUAAAGGAACAAUCAUGUAUGUUUUUGUUCAUUAUUAAAUUGAUAGUAAUAAUAAGAAUAAAAGAAUCUGAAUUGUUUUGAAAAAAUGUUAUUAUCAUCGAAAAGUGUGACAUAAUCAUUAUCAGUAUCAGUAAAUUGUUGAAAUUGUUUAAAAGGUGAACAUUCCUUCCUAUCAGGAACAACUACUCCAUGCAGCUAUGACUAUAAUUACCAGUAGUAUCCCAGAUACUUUCCCUUGGUUGUUGUUAAUGCAUGUUGUUUUGACAGUGCAAAUAAAUAAUUGUAAAUCUUA
Dreissena polymorpha is the source of this 7163-nucleotide messenger RNA. RefSeq names its product kelch-like protein 13. The record is from RefSeq and is a predicted model, not a curated record. Gene Ontology annotation, molecular function: protein binding. NCBI's taxonomy places the organism in Eukaryota, Metazoa, Mollusca, Bivalvia, Myida, Dreissenidae. The coding region runs from base 349 to 2106 and encodes 585 amino acids. The transcript is spliced from 5 exons.